CAAUGCCGUGAAAGUAUUGAUCGGUUGAUGUUUAUUUGCACUCGGUAGAAGUCGGAAUAUUUUCUGGUGAUGGAAUUCCGUUAUCUUCAUGUGUCGACUCAGUUCAAAUUAAUCGUUUAUACCCUAUUUCUGCUGAUUCAUUCAAGCAUUCAAGAGUCGGCCCAAUCUGCAACUAACAUCCCGCGAUACUCGUUCAAAGAGUACUCUUACGUUGCUUUACCGAAAUAUGAAACUUACUUUCAAGAAUUCCAGUCUGCGUGUAAACAGAACCCGUCGUGCCAGCUAUUAGAGGGUGUUGAUCGGCUUAACUGCAUUCGUGAAUGCAUCUCUCCUUCGUGCUACAUUGAACUCUACCAAGGCGACAAGUUGGAAGUUGGUGAGAUUGACGUUCGUUUCGAGUCAUUCAAGGGUUGCUUCAUCCAGCGCGGAAUCCGACGUGGCUGAAAACAAAAAAAAAACAUAUCCAUCGUUUGACUAGUUUAUCAAGUUAUACCAAUUUAUAUGAAAUAAAUCGUCCAAAAGACAA
Daphnia pulex (common water flea) is the source of this 526-nucleotide messenger RNA. RefSeq lists its product as uncharacterized. Lineage: Eukaryota; Metazoa; Arthropoda; Branchiopoda; Diplostraca; Daphniidae. The transcript is spliced from 3 exons. Bases 70 to 444 code for a protein of 124 amino acids. The record is from RefSeq and is a predicted model, not a curated record.